GUUCGGCGCGCGCCAACUCGCUACCUCGGCCUACCAGCCCGUCGCCCUCAGUGGCCAGCGAGAAGAUGGAAGUCGACAUUCAGGAAAAACAAGAGAGAGAGGAGGAGGAACGCAAGAGACGGAUCCAGUUAUACGUUUUUAUAUCCCGAUGCAUAGCAUAUCCGUUCAACGCAAAACAGCCGACGGAUAUGACACGCAGACAGAUGAAAAUAACGAAACAUCAGCUGGAAAAUAUCGCACAGAAAUUUCAAGCUUUCCUCAAGGGUGAAACGCAGAUCAUGGCGGACGAAGCAUUUCAGAACGCAGUACAGAGCUAUCACGAUGUGUUCCUGAGAUCUGAACGGGUUGUCAAAAUGGUGCAAUCGGGGGCGUGUUCGUUGUACGACUUUCGAGAAGUAUUUCGAAAUAACAUCGAGAAACGAGUAAGAUCGCUUCCGGAUAUGGAGGGUGUUACGAAAGAGACCGUUUUCACGUCCUGGAUGGCAAAAUUUGAUUGUAUAUUAAAAGGAACAGGUGAUGAAGAUUCAAAGAGGCCUUCUAGAAUGCAACAAUCUCUAAAUAGUGAAUUAAUACUAUCUAAAGAACAGUUGUACGAUAUGUUUCAACAAAUUUUAGGAGUAAAGAAGUUUGAACACCAGUUGUUAUUUAAUGCGUUAUUGUUGGACUCGGCGGAUGAACAAGCGGCAGCCAUACGUCGAGAAUUAGAUGGAAGAAUGCAAAGAGUAUCGGAAAUGGAAAAGAAUAGAAAACUUAUGCCUAAAUUCGUCUUGAAAGAGAUGGAGUCAUUGUAUAUAGAAGAACUUAAAUCAUCCAUAAAUUUACUUAUGGCAAACUUAGAAUCAUUACCCGUUUCAAAAGGUUCUAUGGAUUCAAAAUAUGGCCUGCAGAAGCUGAAACGAUAUAAUCAUCGGUAUGUCUCACUCAAAGGUACUUCAUGUAGGUCGCAGGGAUCGCUUGCGAAACUUGAAGGAGAUUCAGCAGACGGUGAUACACAAUUAACUAAACUAGAUGUAGUUCUUACUUUUCAAUUAGAGGUUGUGGUUAUGGAAGUCAAGGGGUUGAAGUCGUUGGCCCCAAACCGUAUUGUUUAUUGCACAAUGGAAGUUGAAAAUGGAGAAAAGCUUCAAACCGACCAGGCAGAAGCUUCCAAACCCAUGUGGGAUACGCAAGGCGACUUUUCAACAACACAUCCGCUUCCUUAUGUUAAAGUUAAAUUAUACACAGAAAAUCCUGGGAUGUUGGCCUUAGAAGAUAAAGAAUUAGGAAAAAUCAUCUUAAAGCCAACACCGCUUUCGUCAAAAGCACCCGAGUGGCAUAGAUUGACAGUACCCAAAAAUCUUCCCGAUCAAGAUCUACGCAUCAAGAUCGCCUGUAGAAUGGAUAAACCACUAAAUAUGAAGCAUUGCGGAUAUUUAUACGCCUUAGGAAAAUCUAUUUGGAAAAAGUGGAAGAAACGUUACUACGUUCUUGUGCAAGUAUCACAAUAUACGUUUGCAAUGUGCAGUUACAAGGAGAAAAAAUCCGAACCAUCAGAAAUGAUGCAAUUGGACGGGUAUACGGUAGAUUAUAUUGAAGCGUCUAGUGCAAAUCUGAUGGUCGGAAUGGAUUUAGAAGGCGGUAGAUUUUUUUUCAACGCCGUUCGAGAAGGCGAUAGCAUAUUAUACGCCAGCGACGACGAAAACGAAUGCCACUUAUGGGUCAUGGCAAUGUACAGAGCUACAGGACAAUCACACAAGCCGACACCUCCGGUCACAUUACAAGACAAAAAUUCAACAAUAUCGAAGAUUCGAGGAGAUGCCGACCGAGCGAGGAAGCACGGUAUGGAGGAUUUCAUAUCGGCUGAUCCUUGUACUUUCGAUCAUGCGUCUUUGUUCAAAAUAUUACAAAAUCUGACACUGGAAUAUCGGCUAAACGAUCCUUACAGCUCAUUAGGUUGGUUUAGUCCUGGUCAAGUAUUUGUUUUGGACGAAUAUUGUGCCCGAUACGGCGUUCGAGGCUGUUACAGGCACUUGUGCUAUCUGUCCGAUUUACUUGACAGAGCUGAGAAAAGUGUCAUGAUUGAUCCGACUCUUAUACAUUACUCAUUUGCUUUCUGUGCGAGUCACGUCCACGGCAACAGGCCUGACGGUGUAGGUAGCAUAACAAACGAAGAAAAAGAAAAAUUCCAGGACAUAAAAGAAAGGCUAAGAGUUUUACUAGAGCAUCAGAUAACAAAUUUUAGGUACUGUUUUCCGUUCGGGCGGCCCGAAGGAGCUUUGAAGGCAACAUUAUCCUUGUUAGAACGAGUAUUGAUGAAAGAUAUUGUAACACCUGUUCCUCCGGAAGAAGUCAGAGGCAUGAUUAAAAAGAGUCUGGAAACCGCUGCAUUGGUCAACUAUACGAGAUUGUCAUCAGAAGCAAAGAUAGAAGAUGAUCUGCGGGGCGAGGUUAUGGUGCCGCCUGCUAAGAAGUUGGAGGACCUAAUUCACUUGGCUGAACUGUGCGUCGACUUACUGCAACAGAACGAGGAGCACUACGCAGAGGCCUUCGCCUGGUUCAGCGAUUUGCUGGUGGAGCACGCAGAAAUAUUUUGGUCGCUGUUUGCAGUCGAUAUGGAUCGCGUCUUAGCCGAACAAAAUCCUGACACAUGGGACUCGUUUCCGUUGUUUCAAAUAUUAAACAAUUAUCUAGCGACAGAUGAUAAUUUGAAAAAUGGAAGAUUCCAUCAACAUUUGAGGGACACAUUUGCUCCUCUAGUUGUUCGUUAUGUCGAUUUAAUGGAGUCCUCUAUAGCUCAAUCAAUUCACAAAGGAUUCGAAAAAGAACGAUGGGAAAUUAAAGGAAAUGGCUGUGUGACAUCAGAAGAUCUAUUCUGGAAACUCGACGCCCUACAAUCCUUCAUAGCAGAUCUCAAUUGGCCCGAUACGGAAUUCAGGCAACAUUUAGAGCAACGUCUAAAACUAAUGGCAUGCGACAUGAUGGAAUCCUGUAUACAGCGUACAGAAAAUGCUUUUCAGCAAUGGCUGAAGAAAAGCGUUACAUUUAUUUCAACCGAUUACAUCCUGCCGAGCGAAAUGUGCGCCAUGGUGAACGUCAUUCUUGAUGCCAAGAACCAGAGCUUCAAGUUGUGCGCAGUCGACGGCGUUGAUGUCCAUCAAUACCACACGAAAAUUGAUGAUCAAAUAGAUAAAACCUUAGCCAAUAUGAACCAAGGUAUGAUCACGAAACUGAUGUCCGUUUUAGAAGCAUCAUUAUCAAAAUUAUCUCGUUAUGAUGAAGGCAGUUUAAUAGGAUCCAUUCUAAGUUUCACGAAUGUUUCCGGAUCUGGCAAGGAUCUAGGGCAAGGAUAUGUUAAUUUUACGAGAAAUUGUAUGGAUCAGAUCAGGUCAAAAGUCAAUGACGAACUGUGGAUUCUCAAUUUCUUCGAGCAAUGGUACACCAGUCAAAUAAAUAUGCUGUGCAACUGGCUAUCGGAGAGAUUAGAUCAUUCGCUGCACUAUUAUCAAUGUACAUGUUUAGCUCAUAUAGUCAAGAAAGUAUAUUCUGAUUUUGAGCUGCAAGGCGUGAUGGAAGAUAAAUUAAAUUCCAAAGCUUACCAAACAAUUUCUCAACGCAUGCAAACUGAGGAAGCGACGUGUUCACUGACUAUGUCACAGAGACCGGACGACUCAGAGGGCGGAGGCGACAUGGCCGACAGUGACGACAGAGCCAAGAAGGCGACCCAUGGUGAUGAAGAUGGCGAAGGUCUCACCUCGAACAUCAGCAACGUGACGAACAUGGUCGUCGGACGAAUGGGCAGCAUGUUAGGCAAAGGCAUCGGCGGCCUCAGCUCGAAACUUGGAGGCGGUUCGAGCUGGUUCUAAUUACUACUUCAAACUUAUUCCUCUCUCUCGAUAAUAAUACUUGAUUACUUUCUUAUUCAAUUCGAUAAUUCAAAUUUAGUCAUAAUUAUACUAUAUAGAUUUACUGAUUGUCGG
Messenger RNA from Ctenocephalides felis (cat flea), 3956 nucleotides. RefSeq names its product calcium-dependent secretion activator (gene Cadps). The transcript has 25 exons. The record is from RefSeq and is a predicted model, not a curated record. Lineage: Eukaryota; Metazoa; Arthropoda; Insecta; Siphonaptera; Pulicidae. The coding region runs from base 66 to 3842 and encodes 1258 amino acids. Gene Ontology annotation, biological process: dense core granule exocytosis; synaptic vesicle exocytosis.